Molecule: messenger RNA, 1401 nt
Organism: Nanorana parkeri
Lineage: Eukaryota; Metazoa; Chordata; Amphibia; Anura; Dicroglossidae
Gene: CACNG4
Product: calcium voltage-gated channel auxiliary subunit gamma 4
Exons: 4
Coding region: 271-1254 (327 amino acids)
Biological process (GO): postsynaptic neurotransmitter receptor diffusion trapping; neurotransmitter receptor internalization; neurotransmitter receptor transport, postsynaptic endosome to lysosome
Cellular component (GO): voltage-gated calcium channel complex; postsynaptic density membrane; AMPA glutamate receptor complex
Molecular function (GO): channel regulator activity; voltage-gated calcium channel activity
Source: RefSeq, a predicted model, not a curated record
AGGCUCCGAUUAUAAGACACAGACACUUUUUUAUUGUCAGUGAAAAGACUCCCUCCGUGUUCCUCACCACAGGGGCAGGGCGGCUGUUAACCCUUUGCAGAGUGGAGGAGGAGAAGGGGCACCCAUGCCCAGCUGCUUUCCUUUGUCUGAGGCUGCUGUGGAUAAAAGCAUUGUCUGUAGCUGGGCUCCCAGGGGACACGCAGCGCGCUCCGCUCCUGUUGCUCAGCCUCGCUCCACCUCCCAGCCCGGGCUUCUGGAAUAUGAGGCACCAUGGGCUGGUGUGAUCGUGGGGUCCAGAUGCUGCUGACCACCGUAGGGGCUUUCGCAGCCUUCAGCCUGAUGACCAUAGCCAUUGGCACCGACUACUGGCUCUACACCCGGGCUCACAUCUGCAACGGGACCAACUUCACCAUGGACGACCCCCAGAGCCAACCCAAGAAGACCAAGGGGGACCUCACCCACUCGGGGCUCUGGAGGAUCUGCUGUAUUGAGGGUCUGUACAAAGGAAACUGCUUCCGAAUUAAUCACUUUCCUGAAGACAAUGACUACGACCACGACAGCUCCGAGUACCUCCUACGCAUCGUCCGCGCCUCCAGCGUCUUCCCCAUACUCAGCACCAUCCUCCUGUUACUGGGCGGCCUGUGUGUUGGCGCCGGGAGGAUUUAUAAGCGGAGGAAUAACAUCAUACUCAGCGCUGGGAUACUCUUCGUAGCUGCCGGGCUCAGCAACAUCAUCGGCAUCAUCGUGUACAUAUCCAGCAAUGCGGGGGAUCCCAGCGACAAGAAAGAUGAAGAUAAGAAGAACCAUUACAACUACGGCUGGUCGUUUUAUUUCGGCGCCUUGUCCUUCAUCGUGGCCGAGACUAUAGGAGUGUUGGCUGUAAAUAUUUACAUUGAAAGGAACAAAGAGAUCAGGUUUAAGUUGAAAAGGGAAUUCCUCAAAAGCUUAUCCUCCCCGUACGCCAGGAUGCCAAGCUACAGGUACCGCAGGAGGAGGUCGAGGUCCAGCUCCCGCUCCACCGAAGCUUCUCCUUCUCGGGAAGUGUCCCCGGUUGGAAUUAAAUAUGCCACGACCAUUCCGAUGGGCGAGAUCUCCAUGUACACACUUUCUAGGGAACCUUUGAAAAUCACCACAGCGGCCAGUUUCAACCCGGACCAAGACGGCAAUUUCAUGCAAGUGCACAACUGCUUCCAGAAAGAACUGAAGGGAGGGUUCAACAUCAACGUAGUUAAUCGAAGGACCACCCCGGUUUGAUUAUGGAUUGCUGAUCCCGAGAGGAUUUUAUAUAGAAAAAAGGAAAGCCACAAAAGUGGACAUUCAUGGAAAAGACGACCACAAUGGUGCCACCAAAACCCCGAAGCAGUGUUACAUGAAAGUGCUGCCUAAGGAAAAAGAGUACAG